AUGGUAGCUUCCACAGAACAGCCUUCUGCAUCAUUUGGGAGCAGCACUCCAGGCAGGACAGCCCCCUUCUCUGUUACCACUGGAGAUCUCAGGGAAAGCUCGAGUGCCGAUCAACCCCCGGAGACCUUCUCCUCUUCAGCCCCCCCUCCGUCUCCUGUAUCGUCGCACAGCCCCUCCUUGGGCAGCACCCACCCCAUCACUCAAGCCGUCACGAACGAGUCAGAAACUUCAGGCAUCUCAGCCAGCACCAGCCUCGCCAAGGUUACCGGGACAAAUACUCUUGCUUCCCGGAAGACAGCCCCGGCAGAAACAUCCGGAGUGCAACCCAUGCCAGCCUCGGACACGGCACCCACCACUUCGGAAACACUGGUCAGCUCUCGGGAUGGAAGCCACGCAAGUAGCACAGCAGCUGAAUCCAGCACCCCGUCCACAUCAUCUCUUUUCACCCCAGCUUCACAAAGGCCCGUGGUUAGCACCUCUUCCACCAGUACGCAUCUGUUCAGUCAUGUGACAUCCCAACAACUGGACUUUACAGACUCCUUAGCUCCAAGCUCCCAGUUUGUCACUCAAGCUGUCUCCCUCGAACCAAAGACAUCAGGUGUAUUAGUCACCAGCACUGUCCCCAAGGCAUCUGGAAUAAUUUCAGUUCAUUCUGAGAGGAUAUCACAUGGAGAAUCACAAAGCUUGCAAACCACAUCAGCCUCAGAACCCACCACUUUCCUUGUAUUGAGCAACUCUGCAGUGGGAGAACAGGCUAAAGCUACUGACAAAUUAUCCAGUACCUCCCCAAUUGUGUCCUCAUUCUCCAUCUCUUCUGCAACAAGUCCAAACACCUUGCUUGAGAUAACGUCCCUGCCAAUUAAUCCUUCCAUGAGAACCAAGGAAUUGUUGAGCUCUGCAUCUUCAGAUCUGGCAUACACCACCUUUUCCCCAUUGAGUACAUAUUCUGAGACAGAUCCUAUCCUGUGUUUCAAUACACAUGAUUUUUGCACACAGUCCACUAAAUGCCUUGCCUUACAAAAAGAUUACAUCUGUUCAAGCAAACAAGCAUUUGCUUGCAGUAUUUUAUUCAAAAAUUGGACUUUCAUAUCUCCUGAUCUUUAUAAUCCAGAAAGUGAAAUCUAUAAGAACCUGACUGACAAAAUCAGAAACACUGUUAUUGAAGGAAUGAAGCUGAAGCUUGGUGAUGAUGCCUUUGAUAUUGUCAUGGUUGGAUUCCGACCUGGAAGUGUGGUUGCGUAUUUUACAUCUCUGCUCCAAGGACAACAGUUCCUCAGUACAAGAAUGUUUUCAGCAGAUUUAAUAAAAGUAGUGAAAAACAUGCUUGAUAAUGAAACCGAAUUAUCAGUCAAAGAAAUACACAGACAGCUUUAUUCAUCAACCACCUCUUCUGAAGCUGGACAGGCUUCCACUAAUGGAAUGGGUGAUAUCACCACAGAAUCCAGCAUAGUCGCUACACCUCACGUAAUCUCCAGAUCACAGUCUCCUCUGAAUACAGACAGCCUAACCAUACAGAGAACUUCCCAUACAACUUAUUUUGCUGACCCACAGGAGAAACCUUCUUCUAUACCUCCUACUUCCACUGUACCUUCUCAGAGCAUGACAUCCACUGCUUCUCAGUCUCUUAUUCACAUAAGCACUACUGAGGACAGAUCUUUAGGAGUAUCUGAAACCACACCAGUUACAAUCUCUGCAGGAAUAGGAAUUGAGACUGCUCUUUCCAGUACAAGACCACUGGGGUCUCCAAAAGAAAUGCCCACUUCUACACCCACAAGGCCAGAAUCUUCCAAUGCCGUGACACCAUACAUUACUUCUGAGAGAGAGUACACCUCAUCAACCAUAUUGGAUAUGACUACUUCUGAGGCAGCCUCUAAGCAAAGUGCUUAUUUGAAAUUAUUUUCUACACAGCUUCUUUCUACCACAUCUGUGAGCAGUAACCCACAUGAAGCCACCCACCAGAGAGUCUCAGAAAGCCAAAGAGUCCCCCACAGCACCCCUUGGCCUCAACACGCUAGCAGCACAUCUACACCAAGCACCCAGGACCUGAGUCACCCGAUCACCCAAGAGCAGAAGGCUUUCACCACUUCAUCUCCAAACACACUCCCUCAGGUAACUGCCACGUACAGUCCUUACAGGAGAACUGAGGAAAUCUCCAGCUCGGCACCCUCAGGUCUGGAGUCUAGCACCUCUGUCCAACCGAGUGGGUUGCCUGAAAAAGAGGUGAGCAGCACCCAAUCCAGCAUCAAUCCCACACAUGGGGUUUCCUGGAAGGCAGCUUCCACAGAACAGCCUUCUGCAUCGUUUGGGAGCAGCACUCCAGGCAGGACAGCCCACUUCUCUGUUACCACUGGAGAUCUCAGGGAAAGCUCGAGUGCCGAUCAACACCCGGAGACCUUCUCCUCUUUGUCAUCACCUCCGUCUCCCUUACCAUAUCACAGCACUUCCUUGGGCAGCACUUGGCUCCUCAGUCAACGCACCUCCCACGAACCAAAGGCAUCAGGCAUCUCAGCCACCAACCGUUCCCCUGAUGCAACGUGGACAAAUGCUCUCCCUUCUGGGAGAACAUCCCAGAGAGAAAUGCAAAGCACAGCCUCCUCUGAAAGCACAAGCAUCCUUCAGGGCACAACUGGAUCCAGCACAACACUUAUGGAGGGAGGUGGUGGGAGCCAUACUGUAGCCAGUCCCAUAGCUCCAACUUCUCUUCAGAAAGAGGUCUGGAUAAGCUCUCCUUCAACAACCCCUUCUCUUGCAACAGGUUCAAGCUCCUUAAGGACUGUGGGGGUCCAUGAAAUCCCAACAGCAGCACUAAAAACAGAAGAAUUCUCUUCUCUUGUAACACCACCUUCACCUACACCUUCUGACAGCAUGUCUUUUGCAAGUACUGAGCUCCUGAGUCUCCUGACAUCCCAAGAGCAGAACUCUUUCUCAGAUAAAAUUAAAAUUUCUCCUCAAACAACAGCAAAAACCACUAGACAUUCUGCAUCCUUAACAUCUUCUUCUGCAAGUAGUGUCACAGGUGAAUAUGAGACUAGUCAGUUAGUUAGUCAGGAUCCAAUAUCUACUUCCUAUUUUGUGGGAAAACAACACACAGAGACUGUUUUGACCUCUGUUUCAAUGCACACCAAGAAUUCUGUAUUUUUUUCUACUGUAACAUCCACCACCCAGAAUCCUCAUGAAUGUUCUACAGGGCCUUUGUACAUCACUCUGGAUAGAGUAACCAGUCAAGUGAUACAAUUCCAUUGGAUGCUUCUGGAUGGGAGAAGAGACAGCCCUUACCUAGUAUCUCUGCUAGAAGAUAAAACACUUAAGAGUAACAGUAGUACCAACAGCACAAGCACUGUAUUUGAAAACCUUCAUCCAGGCAACUGGUAUACAGUAUCUGUGGAGGUGUGGAGCUGUGGUAGAAAGAUCGGUUCUUCUGUGACAGUACGGACAGAAGCCACAAGCUAUAUUGGAACAGCAAGGAUUAAAAAUGAAAAACACCUACCCGAAUAUAGUAACUCAUCAAGUACUGCAUUUCAGGAAUUUCAUAAGAACUUCACAAAACAGCUAGAAGAAAACCUGCCACCUGCAUUCCAAGAACUAUUGAAUUCUGGAAAAAUACGUAUAGUAGUCACUGGGAUUCGUGAAGGCAGUGUGAUUGUGACUUUUGACAUUGUGAUGGUUCUAAAUGGAACUGUAACACAUGAGGAAAUUGAACAUGCUAUUAUUGGAGCCUUAAACAAAAGCAGAACUCUGGAUGUGGACUUCUCUGCAACAUCUAUAAAAGCUGCCCUUCCCUGUCAGACAGGCUACAAUGGCUGUUCUGAAAAUGCUGUCUGCCUUGAAGUAGCCAGAGGAUAUACCUGUCAAUGCAAGACCGGAUUUCAGGAUCAGAGUCCCAAGGUGCAAGGGAGACAUUGUCAAGAGAUAAAUGAAUGCAUGAAUAAUCCAUGUUCCUCCUUGGCUUCGUGUACUAAUACCAUUGGCAGUUACCAAUGCCAAUGUUAUCCAGGCAUAACAGAUUUGGAUACAAGAAAUCCUGGAAGACUGUGUCAAGAUCCUGUCCUGUGUUUCAACAGAUCUGAUCUGUGUUCAGAGACCACCAAAUGCCUUGGGUCACAAAAAUACUACAUCUGUUCAAGCAAACAAGCAUUCGCUUGCAGUAUUUUAUUCAAAAAUUGGACGUUCAUAUCUCCUGAUCUUUAUAACCCAGAAAGUGUGGUAUAUAAGAAUCUGACUGACAUAAUAAGAAACACUGUUAUUAAAGGCAUGACAGUGAAGCUCGGGGACGAGAGUUCUGAUGUCAUAAUGGUUGGAUUUCGACCUGGAAGUGUGAUUGCAUAUUUUACCUUUUUGUGGCAAGGACAACAGCUCAUCAAAGUAGGAAAAUUUAAAGAAGAUUUAACAGAAGUAGCGAAAGAAAUGCUUGAUCAUCAAACUGAAGUAACAGUCAAAGCUGAUCUCGUUGUGAUCCACCUUGAAUCUCGGUUUUUGGAGAAAAGUUGGAAAUCAAAUAAAUCUAACAAAUGCAUUGGAGGAUAG
Messenger RNA from Pogona vitticeps (central bearded dragon), 4524 nucleotides. Lineage: Eukaryota; Metazoa; Chordata; Lepidosauria; Squamata; Agamidae. The record is from RefSeq and is a predicted model, not a curated record.